This is a messenger RNA of Rosa chinensis, 1838 nucleotides long. Its product is annotated as annexin D2. The transcript is spliced from 3 exons. The record is from RefSeq and is a predicted model, not a curated record. The coding region runs from base 626 to 1573 and encodes 315 amino acids. NCBI's taxonomy places the organism in Eukaryota, Viridiplantae, Streptophyta, Magnoliopsida, Rosales, Rosaceae. Gene Ontology annotation, cellular component: cytoplasm; cytosol. Gene Ontology annotation, molecular function: calcium-dependent phospholipid binding; calcium ion binding.
AAAGGAUUCAUUCCAUGAGUAAUGAGUUGAACAACCCAUAUGUAUCGGUGUCGACUAUGGCUUCUUUGAAUUUGAUCAAAGCGAAUCAAUCCGUUCCAUUUCCAAAUGCAAUUACAAUAGUGGUGGGUUGGAAAGGUUAAUGAAAAGAAGAAUGGUCGUGACAUGAAGGUAUACAGACCAAUAUUGAGUUUGAAGGAGUGGGAGGUGAUCUCGCUGAUAUUAUGGCAAAGUUAUUGCAAUUUGAAAAUGCGGUAUAUAACAAUCAUCGUUUCAUGUGGCGCAGUAUAUAGGCUAGGCUUUGUCUCAUCAUUUAAUAACUUAAUGUCACUAUAUGACUCAAAGAGUUAAUUGCAUCAAUUUUGGUGGUGCUUCUUUCUACAUAAAUCAUGUUUAUCAGUUGAAAGAUAAUAUUGUAAUUGCACACUAUUCCCAUUUUUAACUUCCUUCCAUCAUGUUCCAUCCUCUUUUUUCUCUAACAACAACCAUGACACAGUCAAUCCUCCUGAUGAUAUUGAUGUGUUGGUGUCACCAUAGUGGCACAGGUCAUGUUCUUCCAAAGCCGCGGAUCAAAAACUCAUAAUUGGCUCAAAACCAGUAUCACGAUCACAAUUGAGAACAAGUAUUAAUGGCUACAUUUUCAGUGCCCGAUCAUGUUCCUCCAGUGGCUGAAGACUGUGAAAAGCUUCGUAAAGCAAUGCAAGGAUGGGGAACAGAUGAGAACGCAAUCAUAUCCAUAUUGGCUCACCGGAAUGCAAGGCAGCGUUGUUCUAUACGUCAAACUUAUACGGAGAAAUAUGGAGAGGAUUUGUUCAACGAGCUUGAAAAAGAACUUUCCGGUGAUUUUCUGAGGGCAAUGCUUGUAUGGACGCCACAUCCUGCUGAACGAGAUGCAAUGCUAGCCAAAGAAUUUGCUACGAAUAAAAAGUCAGAAGGCUAUUUUGUGAUAAUGGAAAUUGGUUGUACAAGAACGUCUCAAGAGCUCUUCCAGGUGAGACAAGACUACCAUGCUCGCUACAAGAGAUCUCUAGAAGAAGAUGUUUCUUGUGGCACGAGUGGAGAUUUCCGAAAGCUGUUAGUUCCUCUUGUGACUUGUUACAGGUAUGAACCUCACGAUGAAAGUGUGGAUACUGAGUUGGUGAACUCGGAGGCUAAGAUCCUUCAUGACAAAAUCUCCCACAAGGACUAUAGUCAUGAGGAGAUUAUCAGAAUUCUAACUACUAGGAGCAAGCCGCACUUGAGAGCAACGCUCCAAAACUAUAACGACCAGUUUGGUCAUCCUAUUAACAAGGACCUCAAGAAGCAUCGAAAGGAUGAAUACCUUGCUUUGCUGAGAGCCACUGUAAAAUGCUUGACUUGCCCUGAGAAAUAUUUCGAGAAGACUCUUCGUCUGUCCAUGAAAGGCAUCGGAACCAAUGAAGAGACUCUUACCAGGGUGGUAACCACUCGAGCCGAGGUUGACAUGAAGCAUAUAAUGGAACAGUACCAACGGAAGAACAACGUUUCAAUGGAUAAUGACAUCAAAGGUGAUACUUCUAGUGACUAUCGGACGAUGUUGCUGGCCUUAAUCAAUUGAUCGUCAUCAUCACUCUCUCUGAUCCAUCAUUAUCAACCAUGCAUGUAUUAGUUAAUUUUUUUCUGUUAAAAGUUUCAGACUGGCUAGUCGAGUGAUCUUCUAGCUUCAAACUUUAAAGUGAUCAUUCCAGUUCAGUAGCUAAGAAAGGUUGAUAAAACAGUUUUUGUGAUCGAGAUUUUGUUAAACUCAUAAUCUAAGCAAUUUUUGUUUAAAUUUUUAUGAUUCUGAAACCUAAAUCUGAUGUAUAACAACUUGUUGGAAUAAA